GGCAACAAGAACCAAAAUUUGGGAGGAAAAAAAAAACCAGCUGCAGAACCGGCUAUAUACAAAGCCAUCAGAUGGUAGGGGUGGGGACGCGAUUAAUCUCCAUCGCCAAGCCUUGACGAAGUCCUCCUCCUUCCCCCCGCCAACACCCACCCAGACAGAUCCUGCCGACCACGGGGGGCUCCAUGUCCACCGGCGGCGCGGCGAGCCCGGCGCUGGCGCCGGACGCGGACGCGCCGGCCGGCGAGGGCCUGGCGCUGGCGCAGUUCGCGGCGGGGUGCUUCUGGAGCGUGGAGCUGGUGUACCAGCGGCUCCCCGGCGUGGCGCGCACGGAGGUGGGCUACUCGCAGGGCCGCCGCCACGCGCCCACCUACCGCGACGUCUGCGGCGGCGGCACGGGGCACGCCGAGGUGGUGCGCGUGCACUACGACCCCGAGGCCGCCCCCUACGGCGCCCUCCUCGACGUCUUCUGGGCCAAGCACAACCCCACCACGCUCAACAGACAGGGCAACGACGUAGGGACGCAUUACAGGUCGGGGAUCUACUACUACACGGCGGAGCAGGAGAGGCUGGCGCGGGAGUCGCUGGCGGAGAAGCAGAAAGAGUGGAAGGACGCCAUCGUCACCGAGGUCCUGCCGGCGCGGCGGUUCUACCCCGCCGAGGACUACCACCAGCAGUACCUGGAGAAGGGCGGCCAGUCCGCAAGGAAGGGGUGCAGCGACCCCAUCCGAUGCUACGGGUGAGAGGUCCCGGGUCACGUGACGCGCGUGCUGCACAUUGUGUCACUGUCACCGGCAAUGUAUCAGUACGUGUCAGGAUGGAUGUCUGUGUUGGGAACUUGGAAUAACGGAGUGGAUUGCAAAGGCCACGGUUAAUUAUGUACAGUGAUAUUCUCCGGAUUUUCAUACUUGCUCUCUGCUCUCUGAUCAAUUCUGUCAUUCCUAUUAGUACAUGCCAAGACGCCUAAGGUGUCUGGGAUAUUUAAAAAAAAAA
Panicum virgatum (switchgrass) is the source of this 990-nucleotide messenger RNA. RefSeq names its product peptide methionine sulfoxide reductase A2-1. Gene Ontology annotation, molecular function: peptide-methionine (S)-S-oxide reductase activity. The record is from RefSeq and is a predicted model, not a curated record. The transcript has 2 exons. Gene Ontology annotation, cellular component: cytoplasm. Bases 183 to 740 code for a protein of 185 amino acids. NCBI's taxonomy places the organism in Eukaryota, Viridiplantae, Streptophyta, Magnoliopsida, Poales, Poaceae. Gene Ontology annotation, biological process: cellular response to oxidative stress.